This is a messenger RNA of Fusarium coffeatum, 708 nucleotides long. RefSeq lists its product as uncharacterized. NCBI's taxonomy places the organism in Eukaryota, Fungi, Ascomycota, Sordariomycetes, Hypocreales, Nectriaceae. Bases 1 to 708 code for a protein of 235 amino acids. The record is from RefSeq and is a predicted model, not a curated record. The transcript has 3 exons.
AUGACUGCUGGAGCUCCCCCAAACUACUAUGCUAUUCUCGAGGUCUCUGAAACUGCGAGCACCCAGCAGAUUCGAGAUGCUUACAAGCGUGCCGCUUUAAAGACGCACCCAGACCGUGUCGCAAAUGAUUCCCCAGAGCGAGCUGAGAGGACUCGCAAGUUCCAGCUCGUAAACGACGCUUACUUCACCCUCUCCGAGCCCACGCGCCGUCGCGAGUACGAUGCCCAGCGCAAGCUCUUCAACACCAGCACCCCCUCAGAUCCCUGGGAAGACAUCCCCGAGACUGAAACCGAGGGCGGCGCUGCACCGCGCCAGAGCCCGUACUCAUGGGCAUGGAAUUUCUUCACCAACCAAGCCACAGGAGGCCAAGCCCCUCCACAGGACCGUGAGCAGACCGAAAAUGCGCAGUUCAGCGAUGUCUUUGAGGAGAUGAUGCGCGAAGAAGGCAUGGCCGAAGGAAGGGAUAACCACCCUACUGGCAGAUUCUGGAGCAUGCUGGGCGGUGCUAGUGGCGGCGCUCUAGGCUUUAUUGUCGCCAACGUGCCUGGUCUUGUAGCGGGUGCCGUUGCAGGAAAUAGACUGGGCGCUGUGCGCGAUGCCAAGGGAAAGAGCGUAUACUCUGUAUUCCAAGAGCUUCCUCAAGAUGACAAGUCAAGACUGCUCAGCCAGUUGGCUGCCAAGGUGUUCAGCCAUGCUGUCGGUAUUUGA